This is a messenger RNA of Chinchilla lanigera (long-tailed chinchilla), 2396 nucleotides long. RefSeq names its product solute carrier family 27 (fatty acid transporter), member 5 (gene Slc27a5). The record is from RefSeq and is a predicted model, not a curated record. Gene Ontology annotation, cellular component: endoplasmic reticulum; endoplasmic reticulum membrane. The transcript has 10 exons. The coding region runs from base 178 to 2250 and encodes 690 amino acids. Gene Ontology annotation, biological process: bile acid biosynthetic process; triglyceride mobilization; very long-chain fatty acid metabolic process. NCBI's taxonomy places the organism in Eukaryota, Metazoa, Chordata, Mammalia, Rodentia, Chinchillidae. Gene Ontology annotation, molecular function: long-chain fatty acid transmembrane transporter activity; long-chain fatty acid-CoA ligase activity; fatty acid transmembrane transporter activity.
GGGCUGGAGCUGCACGGGAACAGAGGGCCGAGGGCAGAGUCCAGGGGUCAGGGGCAACUGCUAAUGUCAGUGCCAGGGCCUUUGGUGGGCAGAGUGCACCAGCUACUCUGUGGGGCCCAGGUUUAGAGGUGAGACUGCAAAUUCCACAUCCUCUUCUCCAACGAGACGGGUGGUACCAUGGGUACCUGGCAGCGGUUGGCCGUGCUCCUGAUGUUGCUGCUCCUGGUGGGGGCCCUGGGGCAUCCUGUAUGGCCGGCUGCUGUGGCAGUGGCCCUGCGCUGGUUCCUCGGAGACCCCCUGUGCUUUCUGCUGCUGGGCCUGGUGGCACUGGCCUGGCUCUGGAUCAGCUCCUGGCAGCCUCACCUGCUGGGCUUGGUGGCUGCAGCCCUUACUCUGACCCUGCUUCCCACACGGCCACCCUCAUGGCUGCGCUGGUUGCCUGCAGAUGUGGCCUACUUAGCCAAGAUCCUCCGUAUGGGCCUGAACAUCAGGGCGCGCCUGAGCCGACAGCCUCCAGACACCAUUGUGGAUACCUUUGAGCGGAGAGCACGAGCGCAGCCUGGCCGGGUGUGCUUGGUGUGGACUGGCCCUGGAGCCUGCACCGUCACUGUUGGCGAGCUGGAUGCCCAGGCCUGCCAGGCAGCAUGGGCCCUGAAGGCCGAGCUGGGCAGCACAGAGGCCGUGUGUCCCAGGGAGCCUGUUGCUCUUCUUGUGGGAAGCUCGAAGGCCAUUUCUGCUCUGAGUCUGUGGCUGGGCUUGGCCAAAUUGGGCUGCCCAGUGGCCUGGAUCAACCCGAAUGGCCGUGGGGCGCCCCUGGAACACUCUGUGCUCAGCUCGGGGGCCCGGGUGCUGGUGGUGGAUCCAGACCUCCGGGACAGCCUGGAGGAGGUCCUUCCCAAGCUGCAGGCCGCACACGUCCGCUGCUUCUACCUCAGCCACACCUCCGCCACACCUGGUGUGGGGUCUCUGGGGGCCGCCCUGGCCUCCGCACCCUCUGACCCAGUGCCUGCUCACCUGCGUGCAGAAAUCACACGUCGAAAUCCUGCCCUGUUCAUCUACACCUCAGGCACCACAGGACUUCCGAAGCCGGCCAUCCUCUCGUAUGAGCGAGUGCUGCAGGUGAGCCAGAUGCUGUCCUUGUGUGGGGCAACAGCCGAUGAUGUGGUCUACAGCUUCCUGCCUCUCUACCACACAAUGGGGCUUGUCCUGGGGGUCCUCGGCUGCCUGGAGCUUGGAGCCACCUGUGUCCUGGCACCCAAGUUUUCUGCCUCCUGCUUCUGGGAUGACUGUCGGCAGCAUGGUGUGACAGUGAUCCAGUAUGUGGGUGAGGUUCUGCGGUACUUGUGCAAUGCUCCCCAGCGACCAGAAGACAGGGCACACAGAGUCCGCUUGGCAAUGGGCAACGGACUCCGAGGAGAUGUGUGGGAAACCUUCCAGAAGCGCUUUGGCCCCGUUCAGAUCUGGGAAUUCUAUGGUUCCACAGAGGGCAACAUGGGCCUAGUCAACUACCCAGGGCGCCGUGGGGCUGUGGGCAAGAUGAGCUGCUUCCUUCAGGUGCUGUGUCCCUUUGAGCUUGUGCGGUUUGACAUGGAGGCAGCAGAGCCUGUGAGAGACGAGCGGGGCUUGUGCAUCCCCGUGGGGCCAGGGGAGCCUGGACUCCUGUUGACCAAGGUACUAAGCCGCUCCCCUUUCAUGGGCUACCGUGGUCCCCGAGAGCUGUCUGAGCGGAAACUGGUGCGGGGUGUGCGGCGUCCAGGCGACCUUUAUUACAACACUGGGGAUGUCCUGGCCAUGGACCAUGAAGGCUUUUUCUACUUCCACGACCGCCUUGGGGACACCUUCCGAUGGAAAGGCGAGAACGUGUCCACACGGGAGAUAGAGGGUGUGCUGUCAUUGGUGGACUUCCUGCAGGAAGUGAAUGUCUAUGGUGUGUCAGUACCAGGGUGUGAGGGCAAAGUUGGCAUGGCUGCUGUGAGGCUGGCCCCUGGCCAGACUUUUGAUGGGCAGAAACUGUACCAGCAUGUGUGCACGUGGCUCCCUACCUAUGCUGCCCCCCAUUUCAUCCGUGUCCAGGACACCCUGGAGAUCACGAGCACAUUCAAACCCGUCAAGUCCCGUUUGGUGCGAGAGGGCUUCGAUGUGGGGGCCAUUUCUGAGCCCCUGUUCAUCCUGGACCGCCAGGCCCAGGCCUUCCGGCCCCUGACGGCAGACACAUAUCAGGCUGUGUGCGAGGGAACCUGGAAACUCUGACCACGGGGGCUGCGCGCAGGACACUAAAGGGGCAGUGACCCAGGCUGUCUCCCCAGACCUCACAGAGCUGUCAUGAUCCCAGAUGUACAGUCUGGGAAUAACGCUGGCCCUGUAACAGAACAAUAAACUCAAAUGUGUCCACAGAG